Aegilops tauschii subsp. strangulata is the source of this 1038-nucleotide messenger RNA. Its product is annotated as histone H4. Gene Ontology annotation, molecular function: structural constituent of chromatin; DNA binding; protein heterodimerization activity. Gene Ontology annotation, cellular component: nucleosome. The record is from RefSeq and is a predicted model, not a curated record. Lineage: Eukaryota; Viridiplantae; Streptophyta; Magnoliopsida; Poales; Poaceae.
UCGCACAAACAAACCACCACCGCUCCUCCAAUCCCACAUUCGCUCCAAGCUCGAACCAAGGAGAGACCGUCAGCCAUGUCCGGGCGCGGCAAGGGAGGCAAGGGGCUCGGCAAGGGCGGCGCCAAGCGCCACAGGAAGGUGCUGCGCGACAACAUCCAGGGCAUCACCAAGCCGGCGAUCCGGCGCCUGGCUCGGAGGGGCGGUGUCAAGCGCAUCUCGGGGCUCAUCUACGAGGAGACCCGCGGCGUGCUCAAGAUCUUCCUCGAGAACGUCAUCCGCGACGCCGUCACCUACACCGAGCACGCCCGCCGCAAGACCGUCACCGCCAUGGACGUCGUCUACGCCCUCAAGCGACAGGGCCGCACCCUCUACGGCUUCGGCGGCCCGAUCCGCGGCAUCUCUCUCGCGGAUCCCCAUCUUGACCGUCCACUGCAUCCGCAUCGAACGGCAGGCACACGCCUCAUCCGACCUCUCGUCCCCAUUAAAAUCCCCUUCGCCCCUUCUUCCAAUCGCCACACGAAUCACCACCACUCCUCCAAUCCGACAUUUUUUCUCGCAGCUCGAGCCAAGGGGAGUUCGUCGGCGACCAUGUCCGGGCGCGGCAAGGGAGGGAAGGGGCUCGGCAAGGGCGGCGCCAAGCGCCACAGGAAGGUGCUCCGCGACAACAUCCAGGGCAUCACCAAGCCGGCCAUCCGGAGGCUCGCUCGGAGGGGCGGCGUCAAGCGCAUCUCGGGGCUCAUCUACGAGGAGACCCGAGGCGUGCUCAAGAUCUUCCUCGAGAACGUCAUCCGCGACGCCGUCACCUACACGGAGCACGCCCGCCGCAAGACCGUCACCGCCAUGGACGUCGUCUACGCCCUCAAGCGCCAGGGCCGCACCCUCUACGGCUUCGGCGGCUAGGCCCCUCGUGGUCGUCAAUCUUCGUUGCCCCCCUGCCGUUUCCUAAAGCUCGAUGAUAACCUGACUUGUCUAGUUCGCUAUUUCCCCUGUAGUUCCAAGUGAAUCAUGAAACAAAGCUAUUCGCAUCUGGAGUUUGGA